Austrofundulus limnaeus is the source of this 3908-nucleotide messenger RNA. RefSeq names its product dihydropyrimidinase like 2a (gene dpysl2a). Lineage: Eukaryota; Metazoa; Chordata; Actinopteri; Cyprinodontiformes; Rivulidae. Gene Ontology annotation, molecular function: hydrolase activity, acting on carbon-nitrogen (but not peptide) bonds, in cyclic amides. The record is from RefSeq and is a predicted model, not a curated record. The coding region runs from base 287 to 2023 and encodes 578 amino acids. The transcript is spliced from 14 exons. Gene Ontology annotation, cellular component: cytosol; cytoplasm.
CAGUGCGCAUGCGCCGUCCCUCUUUGUGGCCCCUGUCUUCUUGAUUGUUGUCUGGUCUUCAGGGACCCGUUCUGUCAUUAAAUCCAGGGGUAGCAGUGCAAAGACACAACUCGAUUUGCACCAGUUAUUCAGUUUCACUGUGAAAACACACAUUUCCCGUUGUUAGAAACGGACAGAAACCGAUUUGUAUUCAGCCGCCGGGGCGUCGACUGGCCAACAGAGCAUCCAUCCAUCCUUUCAUAAGCUAGCGUUAGCCGAGAGGCAGGGGGACCGCUGAGCGUCAAAAAUGUCUGGUUAUCAAGGAAAGAAGAACAUCCCACGAAUUACAAGUGACCGUCUCCUCAUCAAAGGAGCGAAGAUAGUAAACGAUGAUCAGUCCUUCAUGGCAGAUAUUUACAUGGAAGAUGGAGUCAUCAAGCAAAUUGGAGACAACCUCAUUGUUCCAGGCGGCGUGAAGAUCAUCGAGGCUCACGGACGCAUGGUGAUGCCCGGGGGGAUCGACGUGCACACCCGAUUCCAGAUGCCCGACCGAGGCAUGGUGGCAGCGGACGACUUCUACCAGGGCACCCGGGCUGCUCUGGCUGGGGGCACAACCAUGAUCAUUGAUCACGUGGUGCCGGAGCCUGGUGUCGGCCUGGUCGCUGCUUUCAAACAGUGGAGGGAGUGGGCCGAUGGCAAGUCCUGCUGCGAUUAUUCCUUGCACGUGGACAUCGUGGAGUGGCACAGAGGCUUGCAGGAGGACAUGGAAGCGCUGGUGAAGGAUCAUGGUGUCAACUCUUUCCUGGUCUAUUUGGCUUAUAAGGAUGCUUUCCAACUUUCUGACUCUCAGAUCUACGAGGUGUUCAGCGUGGUCAGAGAUCUUGGAGCCAUUGCUCAGGUCCAUGCUGAGAACGGAGACAUUGUUGCAGAGGAGCAGAAACGCAUAUUAGAGCUUGGGAUCACCGGUCCUGAAGGCCACGUGUUGAGUCGCCCAGAGGAGGUGGAGGCUGAAGCAGUCAACCGCUCCAUCACCAUCGCCAACCAGACCAACUGCCCCCUCUACGUUACGAAGGUGAUGAGUAAGAGUGCGGCUGACAUCAUUGCUCUUGCUAGGAAAAAGGGUGCCGUGGUUUACGGGGAGCCUAUAUCUGCUAGCCUGGGCACAGAUGGUACCCAUUACUGGAGUAAGAACUGGGCCAAGGCCGCAGCCUUUGUCACCUCUCCACCGCUCAGCCCUGAUCCCACCACCCCCGACUACCUCAGCUCUCUGCUGUCAUGUGGGGACCUGCAGGUGACUGGUAGUGCUCACUGCACUUUCCAUACUUCUCAACGUGCAGUAGGCAAAGAUAACUUCACCAUGAUUCCAGAGGGCACCAACGGCACUGAGGAGAGGAUGACCCUUAUCUGGGACAAAUGUGUGGUGACAGGAAAGAUGGAUGAAAACCAGUUUGUGGCGGUAACCAGUACAAACGCAGCCAAGAUUUUCAACCUGUACCCGCGCAAAGGCCGCAUCGCUGUGGGGUCCGAUGCCGACCUUGUGUUGUGGGACCCUGAUAUGACCAAGAUCAUCUCAGCUAAGAGCCACAACCUGGCUGUGGAGUAUAACAUCUUUGAGGGGACUGAGGUACGUGGGGUUCCUCUGGUGGUGAUCAGCCAGGGCAAGAUUGUGUUGGAAGACGGUACCCUUCACACCAUGGAGGGCUGUGGACGCUACAUCUGCCGUAAACCCUUCCCCGAUCACGUGUACAAGAGGAUAAAGGCUCGCAGCAGGCUGACGGAGCUGCGAGGAGUCCCCAGGGGCCAGUACGACGGGCCGGUGUGUGAGGUGACUGUGACUCCCAAAGUGAUGUCCACGGUGUCCUCUGAGAAGACGUCCCCCUCUAAGCAGCAGCAGCAGCAGUUCAUUCACCAGCCGGUGCGCAACCUCCACCAGUCUGGCUUCAGUCUGUCCGGGGCCCAAAUUGAUGACAACGUACCUCGUCGCACGACCCAGCGCAUCGUGGCGCCCCCUGGUGGAAAAGCUAACAUUACCAGCCUGGGCUAAGCUGCUUCCUGAAUGGAGCUGGGGUGCAGGGAGACGCCGGUUACUAAAGUCACAUCACAUCUCCCACUCACCCUGCACCCACACUUCUAAUUUUGAUUUACACAUUACCACCAUGUCACCUCAUGCAAAACAAACAAACAAAAACAACAACAAGGCACUACUUCAUGUUUUUCACCUUUCCUACCAUAUUUCACUUAAACUUGCUUGUUUACAUUUUUUUUCUGCACACGUUUAAACGGUUUUCCAAACAGAUCAGAAUGCUUGACAAGGACCCAUUAGAAGCAGAGAAGCUUUUCUUUUGUUCCUCAUGUCUUAGUUUAGAUUGUCAUGUUUCUUAAAAAUUUUACUUAAACACAUCCAUCCACAGGAGGGCGUCCACAUCCAGAUAUAAUAACAAAUAAACAAUAAGUCCACAUCAUAACUAUAGAGAAUAAUCGUGCCAAACAGGAUGAUUGGGAUCAUUUUUGAAGGGAUUUGAUAAAAGAUUUUUAAAAAAUCCUAAAAAUUUGAAUUGAUCAUUUUUACCCUUCUGUUUAUAAACAAAAAGUUCUUGUUCUUCAUGUGGAUUGCCCUCAAAUCUCUGUUUCUUGAACUGUUUUUGACCAAAUUGCACGACUGAUUAUGAAAAAUCGGAAAACUGGAGUAAUUUAAUGGCAGAAUCUUUUUUUCUCUUUAGUGUUUCACAGGUUUUACUUGCAGUAUUUGAUGUUUGUUUGUUUUCUCCUCAGCGGAGCGGUUCACCCAUGUCUUCCUUUUUGUGUUACACUUCUCCCUUUUUUAUAUAUAUAAAUGGACGGUUUGUGUUUCAUGAUGUCAUUUUUUUUAAAACUAACUGCACUGAAGGGGGAAAAAAAGAGGUUGUUUCAGGGUCAAACCACUGAGAUUGGGGGGGAGUGGGGUGUCAGGUGGCUCACUCAUGGUAUUUUUAUGUUCAAGAAAUGGGAACGUUUGCUCUCGUUUCGUCAUCCUUGUGUUUUUUUCCGGAGGGUUAUCAGGGCAACAAGCUUCCUAGAGUCAGACCAGCGUAUGUCGGUUAGCAAGCAGAUGGACGCCGAGAAUUUAUUUAUUUAUUUAUUUUCUUUUUCACGACCACCUCUCUGCACCUGGUGCUAUCUGACCUUCGCUCCGCACGAGCAGACACAAAGCCGUUACCGAAGCGCCGUGUUUGUAGCAGCUGAAGUCGAGUCACCGUUCACCCGAUUUAGACGGAAAUCUGUUUUGCACCUGUAACAAUCCAAAUAGUAAAUGUGUAUGUGAGAUUGCAACUUUGUACCGGAUAUGUUCGUAUGUUUAAGGAUAUGUGUUGAACUAUUUGCCUGCCCGUCCUGUAAUUUAUUGAUAGCACACUGUAUCUAUGAAGGCUCGUUAAAGAGGCGAAGAGAUGAUCUUUUGAGACCUGAUGAAAACUUUUCUGUAUGUAUAAGGAACAACUCACAAUGUGCUGAUGAUGUGUCCACUGUUCUUGGUGUUGGUGUCGUGAAUGAACUUUACCAGAUGCUGUAUAUUGUUCCCCUAAUCUUUCUAUUUACCACCCCCAACGUCAUUAACACUGGAUUCAGCAAACCGCAUCAAGUUGUCAGUCGUCGGAAACUGAGCCACUCAGCAAACGCUGGCUGGAUUAUUUCUCAUCAUUGCCUGGUCGUGUGUAGGAGUUGUCUGCAAAUCUCUAAAUGUGAAGUGAUUACCAUGCGGGGGGAACUUUCUUGGACGUGGUUGUGGAGUUGUGAUGUCGAGCACGGUGAUGUUUGCCCCUCGUUCACCAACUGUGAAAUUCUUGCUUAACGUGUGUUUUUCUAAGAUACCAGAGUUUGGAGGGAAUCAUGGAUCCUGUCAGCUUUUGACCUUCUUUGUGUUGACUUCAGUGGAAUAAAUUAAUAAAAAUUAA